AUGUUCGCUUGUUUCGGCCUCAAAUCGUCGUCCAAGAAGCAAAAAUCGUCCAGCAAAUCGUCGAAAAUGUCGACUCCUCAAGCCAUCCGCCGAUUUCUCGUCAACCAACUUCAUUCAGCAAGCAGCGAAGAGAGCCUCAAUUCAUCAGGAUUCGAGUCGGCCGACUUUGAGUUCAACUUUGGGAAAGAAAUCGAAGAGAGAAGCGAAAAGAAGGAAUUUCUGGAAGUCAUGCAACGGGCGAAACGAGCAUCUCUUCAAAGAAAAUUGAGCCAGAGAAGCAUCAGAAACCAUCAAAACUCAAGAUGA
Messenger RNA from Oikopleura dioica, 306 nucleotides. Lineage: Eukaryota; Metazoa; Chordata; Appendicularia; Copelata; Oikopleuridae. The record is from the annotation of a GenBank genome assembly.